AUGGCGGCGGGGGUGGCGGCGCUCUGCGGUGAUCAUGGGCCGCGCUGGGCGCUGCCGCUCCGGCCGCCGCUCUGCCUCGCCUGCUCCGUGGAGACCCUGGGCGACGGCAGCGCCUCGCUGGUGCGCAAGAAGCACGUCCUGUCCCGUCUCCAGGAUGCCCUGGCCUGGCAGACGCUGCCAGUCGUCCAGCUGCUGGCACAAGACGAGAGGGUGUGCAUGCAUUUAAUAGGAACUCUCUUUGGGAUGUUGCAUUCUGUGGAAGACAGCAGUGCCCUGAACCUAUUAGUUGAAGUUCUGGUGCGGCUUGUUGUGGAACUGAAGUCAGAGCAAUACUUACACUGCAUUUUGGAUGAAAGUCAGAAGGAGCUGUGCAAAGCAACUACCAUGAGAAGCAGCCUGCCCACAUUUUCUCUCCUUGGCAAGCUGGCAGAUGCCAUCCCAGGCUUUGCUGAUAUACUUGUGGUAAAGCACAAUAAUUUGGUGGAUCAUCUGCUGAUGGGCUUGACGUACCCAAAUGAAAGUAUAAAGGCUGCUGUGUGCUACUUGUAUGGCAAGCUGUAUUCCUCUCCUGUUGGCACAGAACGGCUCUCAGGACACUUUGAAGAAAGGCUGUAUGGUGUCUUCUUGAAUACUCUGGAGUGUGCACAGACUAAGGAGCUGCAGGUUAAUUGUUUGGGUUUGCUAAAGGAGCUGCUGAAAUCUGAUCAUUUUGUAUCUAUUCUUAUGAAUAAUUCAAAGACAGAGGAGGAGACUGAGAACCCUGACUUUUUAGAAGGGGAAAAUCCACUGCCACUUAUUCUCAAAAAGCUCUUGUUGACCAGAGAUGAGAUGCUACAGGCAGCGAGUUCUCACUGUAUGGCUGCAGUGCUGGUUCACUCUCCUAGCAGAUAUGCUCCUGCUUUUAUCCAUGCAGAUGUCCCAGAGUUCCUCUUUGAGUGUCUGUUGAGCAAAAGUGAAAUCCUCAUCUGGUCAGUGUACUGCUGCCUGCUCCUCCUGACUGAAGAGCGCCUUUUCUUCUCCAAGUGUCACACCGUCUAUGGCAUUGAAUCUCUGGUGAGGAGUCUCCAAGGUGUCCUGCUGCUGAAUAAUGUGGAGUUGCACAAACAAGGGCUCCUGCUCUUCACUGAAAUACUGAAACGGCAACCAAUGGAAAUCAAAUUAUUCACAAACCGAGGUGUCUGUAUAGAAGCCAUUGAUGUUUUGAUGGAGACAGUGAACUGCCCAGUGCUGGAGGUAGCAGUGGAGGCUGUGAAAGCUGUGGCAGCUUUCCUGAGGAAGGACCAUCUGAGCUGCCCUCCAGUCCCAUAUGAAGAGCUGCAGAAGCUUCUGGAGGCAGUGCUGAAGCGAUGUGCUGACCUUUCCCCACCACAGAGUAGUAAGAGGCAUGCAGGCGAUCUCCUAUUCUCAGUGUCUCAGAGUCACCCGACAAACAGGAAUCUUGGUAGAGUUCCUCAGAGACAGGGUCAGUUCUUGCUCAAUACCCUGGAAAGUUUCAGAAACGCUUGCAGGUUAGCAGUGCAAUUCCAGGGUGAUUUCAUGGCCCAGGAGAACGCUUUCACUGCCCCCAACUCUGAGAGAAAAGACACACUAAGCAACUUCUCUGAGUUCCUGUUGAGGAUUUGUGACAGUCUCUGCAUCCCCAUGGUCAUGGACCUGGUCAGCUCAAGCUCCGUGGAAGUGGCUUGGAAGGUGUUGAUGACUCUGAGGACCUUCCUGGAAAGAAAUGAGGAUGUCCUUGUCUGUGACCUCCUUCGAAGCCGAUUUUUACAGAUUCUGCAGCAGCUGCUGGUAGAGAGCAGCUCAGCCACCCUACAAGCUAACAGGAACCUGCCUGUUUUGCUGAGCCUUCUUUUCCUGGUGCAGCUGCGGAGCAAGGGCAUAAGGGAGCUGGACAGCACAGACUUGAGGCUGCUUCACCAGGUCAGUAAUCUCUGUGGGAAAUGCAGCCCAAGGGACACUGACCUCCUGCAGCCAUCUUUGAAUUUUCUGUACUGGAGCCUUCAUCAGACCACACCUUGUAGUCAACAGAGAGCAGUGGCUGUGCUGCUCUCCAACGUGUCCUUGCUAGAACUCCUGCAGAAGGUUUUGGAAUGCACCUGGCUAUGGUCCCCUCCUUCCAGACCUGCCCACCUGUCAUCUGAGGAUGCCUUGCUGUGCUCUGGAUGGCUGUUGGUGGCAUCCUUUUUGCUUAUUCAGCAUCGCUACAAUACUGAGGUUCACCAGACACUCUCUGUAGACCUUACAGAAGUCCUGAAUGCAGUCAUCUUCAGGAAUAAGAAGCCAAUCCUGCUAUUAGUGAGCAUCAUGCAGUUCCUGAGAGCUGUCCUGCGACAGAACUUCUCCUCCUCCCUGCUGGUGAUUGUUGGCCAAAACAAAGCCCCAGGUGCUACUCAACCACAGCCAUCAUCACUGCAGGACACUGCCUUGCAUCCCCUUGCCAUGCAGCAGGUCUUCUCGCUUGUUGUCAGUCUGCAGAACCUUCUGGUGCACGUCCAGUUGCAGAAAGACUUGCUGCUCUCUCAGGCAGUGGUUGCCUGCCUAGAAACCUUAGUGGAAUACCUGUAUGUGAAGAACCAUGAUGUUGCUCUACACGUUGCUUCACAGCCAUGGCACCGAUUCCUGCUCUUCACACUACUCAGUGGGGGCCAGAAGUCCUUUCUGCAGCCAGAAGUUCUCAGGCUGAUGACUUUGGCUGCAGAGGCCAACAUGGAUUUUCUCAUCAUCUGCCCGUUUCUACUGGCAUUGCUGCUUUCCCAGGGCAGCUUCACAGACCUGGAGAAACGGAGAGUAGACUCUGGCUUGGAAAUCUAUAAGAAGCUGUUUGAGGUGAAGCGCAAGGACCAGAUGAAUGCUCUGAAGAACUUGAUUGAGCUCAAUGACGUCAACCAGCAGUACAAAAUCAUUGACAUCAUGCUCAAAGGACUCUUCAAAGUGCUGGAGGACUCCCGUGCUGUGCUCAUCGCUGCUGAUGUGCCUCCUGAUGGGCCCUUCCCUCAGGAUGAGAAGAUAAAGGAUGCAUAUUCCCACGUGGUAGAGAACACUGCUUUCUUCGGAGACGUCGUUCUGCGCUUCCCCAAGAUUGUGCACCACUACUUUGACCGCAACUCCAACUGGAACAGCCUCAUCCGCUGGGGCAUCGGUUUCUGCAACCUGACGGGUGUGUUCGAGCAGGGACCCCACUCCCAGGUCCUGCGGCUGAUGGCUCAGGAGCUAGGAAUCAGUGAGAAAUCUCCCGAUUACCGCAAUCCCUUUAAAACGGACCAGUCAGAGUUUUUCCCCAGUGCUGACACCUUUCAGAAGGCGCUGCGGGAUGAAGAGAAGAGGAGGAAGAAGGAAGAGAAGCGGAAGGAGAUCCGCAAGGGCCCACGCAUCUCCCGCUCACAGUCGGAGCUGUAGCAUGCUGGGACUUGGUGCCUUGCAGUGGGGGUGACACCACUGGGACACAGAGUGGCUUGCUCCCUUCUCAGCAGCCUUGGGCCGGUGCCUGGCCAUUCCCUUUCCAUUUGUGCUGUGGUUUUUGUUUUGUUGCCUUUAGUUUUUGUUCAGUGGAGGUUGGGUGGUGGUGCUGGUGGGUUGCCCCAAAGGGGCUAAAUUGGGAUACCCUUUCCACAGAGGUAAAGCACAGACAUGACAGCACCAGGGCCAUCCGCUGUUCAGGAUGUUGCUGCCUGUGGGGAAGUAAGGUGUGGGGACAUGCCUCUGGUAGAGCCCAGGGAUCCCUCUUCACUGCAGCACACCCAAUGCUGAACGUGCCUUCUCCAGCACGGGUGGGCUGGGGAGUGCGUCACACCAAACAGCCUCAUGAGCAAUGCUGCUUCUCUCAGUUUUGCUUUUCGUUUUGUUAAACGGGUGAUCUCAUUGGCACCCCCCACUGGGCUCUACCUGGUUUCUGCACAGCUGCUACCUCUGCCAGAUCAGACCUCCCCUUUUCCCAGCGGCUGUUUUACCGAGCAACACGCGUUUCAUUGUCCAGACGUAGUUGAAAAUGCCGAUGGCAGCUGUUCCUGGCCGAUGGCAACCCGUGGCCACCGCAGGUCGUUCCCACAGAGAGGCAAAUGCCCGGUGAAUUUUUGGACAGGAGGAAUUUCGGUACUUGGCCUCUUUGGAGCCAGUGGGCGGCUGUAGUGCAAGCAGUGCUGAUGCUGAAGAUGCUGGGGAACCAGCCCUGAACCCCUGAGAGCCUGUCGUGCAGCCCAUGCCCCGUCCCUUCUCUCUGGGGCUCGUCCUCUCUAAAUGAGUUCCCGAAGCCCCUUGUCAGGGGACAGCCAGAUGAGGGCAUGUGGUGAUAGCAGGGCCAGAGUAGGGAGGGACCCAACCGAGUGGCUGCGACCCUCCACCGGGUGUCUGGGCUGCCGUGGGGGCAGAGGUGAGGGGUUGGCCCCAGUACCCGGCACGGCCACCCUGUGAUUCCUCUCCCCUGUGCUGAUGGCCUCGAACCAGAGCAGGCUUUUGCAGAGGGACCUUCCCCAGGAGCGGGUGCUCCGUGCCGGGCUGGCGGCAUCGCAGCCUUUGAGGAAAGGGAAACGUCCCGAAUUUUUUAACAGCAGAGCCAAGUCCCUCCAGUGGGGGGAGGGGAUGGCAAUGGGCGCAUUUGGUUGUUCUUGAAUAAAAUUGACUUUAUUAUUUUUUUUUUUAAGUA
This is a messenger RNA of Sturnus vulgaris (Common starling), 4639 nucleotides long. The record is from RefSeq and is a predicted model, not a curated record. Lineage: Eukaryota; Metazoa; Chordata; Aves; Passeriformes; Sturnidae.